Messenger RNA from Fusarium subglutinans, 1338 nucleotides. Its product is annotated as Ras guanine-nucleotide exchange Cdc25p. Gene Ontology annotation, cellular component: plasma membrane. Gene Ontology annotation, molecular function: guanyl-nucleotide exchange factor activity. The record is from RefSeq and is a predicted model, not a curated record. Gene Ontology annotation, biological process: positive regulation of GTPase activity; Ras protein signal transduction. The transcript is spliced from 2 exons. The coding region runs from base 1 to 1338 and encodes 445 amino acids. NCBI's taxonomy places the organism in Eukaryota, Fungi, Ascomycota, Sordariomycetes, Hypocreales, Nectriaceae.
AUGGCUCGUCACAGCGUCAACAUACAGUCUUCAAUUUUGCAAGACGAUGGCUUGGUCCCCGAUCGCUCGCUCGUUUGCCUCACAGACUGUGAACCAAGGGCAAACAGAGAUCAGUUCGUCUCGGCAUUCUUUGCGACGUCCGAACUCUUUUGUACUCCAGAGGAGAUACUGUCUCCUUUCAUCAGGCGCUUCAAUGCCGCUGACUAUGCCAAGGCAUCUAAGCAAGGACAUAUCCAUCUUGGAGUAUGCCAUGCUCUUAGAGUGUGGCUAGAAUCCAAUUGGAACCCUGCCACAGAUCAACGUAUCCUUACAUCCCUUGAGAACUUUAUCAUACAGCGAAUACAUAUCGCACUACCCAUGUACUCCGCAUUCUUGCUACACCUUAUUAAGGACCUCCCCACCCUAGAAACGGACAAAACACACGACGAUUCCUUACCCGCCGAUGAGAACAAAAACACAUGUCAGCAUGCAAAUCUGGUCACACUAAAGACAGCAAACAGCUUCUUUAACGACCGAAACGACCAGUUUUCCAUCCUUGACAUGUGUCAUAAGCAUCUAGCAUGUCAGAUUACCGUCAAGCAGAUGAGAAUAUUCUGCUCUAUUCAGAGGAAGGAGCUUCUUGCCGAAAGGUGGAUGCUAAACAAGUCAAGUGCUCCUCACGUAGCAUCUAUGAUGCAGCUCAGCGACGGGCUCUCCAAUUGGGUCAAGCACAGUAUCCUUACCGACCUCGACCCCAAGAAUCGCGGCGCUAUAAGAGGGAAAUGGAUUCUUGUUGCUCAGCAUCUCUUCCAGUUAAACAACUUUGACGGACUUGUUGCUGUUACUUCUGGCUUAGAUGAUCAUGCUGUGGCUAGGCUCAGGGCCUCAUGGAAUGCAGUAUCACUGCCGGUCAAGGAAUCACUCCGCUGUUUGCGGGUGAUCGUUGACCCUUCGGGUAAUCGCAAGAAACUCCAAGCCUUGACCGUCGCCUCCUCGGGUCCAUGUCUCCCCGUUCUCCGCUCAUAUUUGAGCGAGCUCUUUUUCACUAACGGGCGGUAUAAAGAUGUGACACCUAAAGAAGGGAAGGGGUCUGAAGAUUCGGAAAGGAUUAUUAAUUGGGACAAGUAUGCGCGCAUUGCAUCGAUUCUUGAAGUGCUGACAAGUAAUCAACAUCCUAAUGAUAUCACACCAGAUGACAAUUUACAGAGAUGGAUCCAAAAAAGCACCUCUGAGCUGUGGUGUAAAGAUCAGUCUUGCAUCGAGGAGGCAUGUCACCAAAGAAGUAGCUUUCUGGAAUCGGGGGUGCCACUCCGGAAGAGCCAAACAUUUUUGCGUGCUAUUUUCAAGAAGAAGGAUUAA